Messenger RNA from Mesorhabditis belari, 681 nucleotides. NCBI's taxonomy places the organism in Eukaryota, Metazoa, Nematoda, Chromadorea, Rhabditida, Rhabditidae. The record is from the annotation of a GenBank genome assembly.
AUGACGGGUGUUCAAGAGCUUGAAGCCGAUUUGGUGGAAACAGUGUUUCUUCUGAAGCAAGCAACGCGACAAAACACAAAAGUUCUGCUUGAAAAAGAAGAACGGCGCCUGAAGCAACUGAUUGCUGAAUCGACUCCCAAGGCAACUUCAUCCGCAAAGGAACUUUCAUCUACCGCUACUAGCGGGGCACUACUACCCACAUCGAAAAUCACGAAUUAUGCUUGGGAUCAAAGUCCGAAGUUUGUGAAGAUUUACAUCACUCUUGAUGGAAUUCACACUGCGCCUGCAGAUUUGAUCAAAAGCAAUUUUACUGAAAGAGGAUUUUCCAUUCACAUCAGCAACUUUAAAGGAAAGAAUCAUGCCGUCGAGAUGAUCGACCUCCAAUAUCCAAUAGUGACCAAGGAUUCCUACGUGAAACAAAAAACGGAUAUGUUGCUGGUGAUGUUGCGCAAAGAAAGCGAGGAAAAGCAUUGGGAUGAAAUCACUCGUUUAGAUGCUGAGCUCAAAAAGAAAAAUGCUCCCAAGUUCGACACGCCUGGCUCGGCAAGUGACCCAAAUGAAUCACUUAUGUCGAUGAUGAAAGAACUUUAUGACAAUGGGGAUGAUGAAAUGAAAAGAACCCUUCGCAAAGCUUGGCACGAGGGCCAACAAAAGAAACACACAGAUGGUCUAGCCGAUUCA